ACGGGAGGCGGGGAGAGAAGAAAGAGGAGAGUCGGAGCCAGAGAGGAAUGGAUGCCAGAUGAGGAGACUGAGGCUCGGAGGGCGUCGUGGCUCUGGAGAAGGCUGCGUGGCAAGAGGUGGUGGGUGAUGGCAUUUGGCGUCCUGAUGACUCUGUCCGUGGUGGCUGUCACCUGCUUCCUUGCACAGCAUCCAGCCAACAGCCUGGACCCUGGUCCCAAGGAGCCCCCGGGGAUAACCAGCGCCCCCAGUCCCCACAGCCAGCAGGCUCUGAGCCCCGGCCGCAGGCAGCAGGCAAGAAACCUGCCCAGGAAUUCCAUCCUGGUGUGCACAGAGGAGCAAGGCCAUGGAGGGAGAGUGGGCAGAAGCAGGCAGUCCCCAGGAGGAGAUGGCAGACAUCCAAGAAGGGGCAGGAGGGAUAUUACUCUGGCGUCUCUAAGAGAUUUGCAACUCAGUACCUGGCGUCAUGUGCUCCUGAGGGAGGAGGAGGUCAGGAGCCCUGGAGCCAAAGCCCUGGAUCCCCCCUGGCACGGCAGUCUCACUAGGGAGGUACAGAAUGGGACCAGCACCCUGGUCAACCCCCUAGCAGGGAGUGACAUGGCAGCUUUACAGGCUUGGAGAUCUACUGCUGGACAGACCACUUGGGCCUAUCCAGUGGAAGGCAGGGAUCUGUCAGGAGCUGGGAACAGGGACUUCACAGGUAGGCGACAAGCAGGAAGUCCCACUCCAGCUGCAGGGACUCGUCAAUGGCCUGGCUCUGUUGCGGAGCUGCAAGGAUCCAUCUGGUGUGAAGCUGAGACCCCUGGGCUGUCGACCAGCCUGAGGAUUGUUGGGCAGGUUCCCCCAUGGCUCACAGAGCAGGACAUGCAGACCCUCCGGCUGUUGGCACAUGGGGAGGUAGUAGGCAAAGCCAGGGUCCCCGGCCAUGGGCAGGUGCUGCAAGUCAGCUUCUCUGCGGAGGGUGCCCUUCAGGACGUGUCUCCUGGGCUCAGCCAGCUCUGCUCCCAGGGGCUCUGUGGUCUGAUCAAGAGGCCUGGGGACCUGUCCGAGGUCUUGUCCUUCCAUGUGGACCGUGUGCUGGGGCUUCACCGGAGCCUACCUGCGGUGGCCCGGAGCUUCCACAGCUCCCUGCUGCCCUACCGCUACACAGAUGGCAGCGCAAGGCCUGUCAUCUGGUGGGCACCCGAUGUGCGGCACCUGGGUGACCCGGAGGAUGACCAGAACUCUCUGGCCUUGGGCUGGCUGCAGUACCAGGCCCUGCUGGCCCGUGGCUGCAGCUGGCUGGGCCAGGCCCCAGGCCUAGGUAUCCAGCACACCGAGUGGGCACGUCUGGCACUCUUUGACUUCCUGCUGCAGUCACGGGCCCAGCUGGUCUCCUGUGGUGCUUCCAGCUUCCCUGCUCUGUGUCUCCGUGGCUGCUUUGUGGAAAGAGGAGAUGGAGCCUUGUGAUCCUCAUGGGCUUCAGCAUCAGAUGUACCUGGGCUUGAACCCCUUGCCCCAGGCUGCUCCCCACUGUAUGAAACUGAGCAGGUUACUUUGCUUGAGCUUCAUUGCUCUCACACCAUGGGGCUGGGUGUCCUUACAUCAUCCCCAUUUAAUGUGCAGCAGCUCCUAAUUGCCAGCACAUGCAUCUGCAGGUUUGCACUGGGCCCUGAGUCUGCCCUGCCCUGUGUGCGACAGGCUGGGUGCUUAGGAAUUAAUGCAAUCCAGAUAGUGGGACCAGACAUCUGGUUGGAAUGGAGGGGCUUCCCAGACCACAAGACUUAUAGUCCUGGGCAAACAGGGAAGGCUGGUCAUGCUACUUCCAGGAACAGCCUGCAGUGACUGAUAGGAGCUGGUGGUAAAAGGCUCAGCUCCCUGGCUGGGGUGGCUCCUUAAUGCCUGUGCUCUGUGUCUCUCAGAGUCCCUGCCAGGACUAAGUCUCCAUUACCCACCUGUUUACUUCCCUGAUCCCUGCUUGUGUUUUUGGAUUAGCUCACAAAUAAACUGCUUCCCCUUGAAUCUUUGUCUUAAGGUCUGUCUCUGGGGGAGCCUAGCCUAUGUCAGUGAUAACACUGCCCUUGUGUGGUUUCUGCAUGCAGCUCAUUUGUGUAAUGUACUUAAUAUGGUGCCUGGUAGGUGGUGUACACUUAGUAAUAAGCAGGCACUGUCCCAGUGCUUUAUAGGAAUUGACUCAUGCAAUCCUCACAGCAACUUUAUAAGUGAUACACUUCAUUUAUCCCUAUUUUAAAGUUGAGAAAUUGAGGCUCAGAGAGGUUAAGUUACUUGCCCAAGGUUGGCUGCUGGAGCCAAGACACUGCCUAGGUGGUCUGACUCCAGAGCCUGCCCUCUUUAUCACAGAGCCACCAUUAAGCUGGUCAUGAAUGAUGGCAGGAAAAAGGGACCUGUGAGGAUGCCCCGAGACCUUGUGAUCAGAAGCACCUCCUUGCAAAGCCCCAGACAGAGCCCCUCUGUCCAUCUUCUGGAGUUGUAGUGUGGGAUCCUUCCAAAGCCACCUCUUCCCUGGUUUGCUGAACAUCAGUCAAGUCAAACACCCUUGUCUGGCUGAUGCUGCCUUCCUAGAAGCCACUGGCAAGUUGGAGAGAGGCAGGGCUUCAGAAUGUGGGUUUCCCAGCCCCGGAACCCAAGGUGCCUCCUGCCUGGGGCCUGGGUGUGGUUUCCACUUGCAGCUUCUCUGUGGCAUGCUUGCUUGUUUGUUUUGUUUUAUCCAGUAUAAACCCUUGUUUUUGUGUUGUGUAUCACAGCAUAGUCACACACAUGUGCACACCAUUUACCCAGACACAAAAUAUACAAACACUGCACACAUACACAUUUAUUGUGCUCCCAAUAGAUCAUACCCCAUGCAUUGCAAAUCCCAUAUAACACUCUGUGUUAGUGAUUGCUAUAAUAAUGCUGCAUAACACACCUCUCCAAACUCUUUCAUAAAAGCUUAGAAUACCAGCUCCUUAUGUCUUGCUCCAAGGUUUGUGGUUCAGCUGGGCUGAACUGAGCUUGGCUCCCAGCAGUGGGUUGGUUCAGGUCUGCUUUUCAUUACCCACUGGACAGUGGAGCCUGGGCUGGGGACAACACUACUGUACAAACUCUCCUCAUAGGGAAUGGAGGGCACCCAAGAGCUCAGCUGAGCUGCACGUCUCAGGCCUCUGCCAGUGUCACUUCUGCUAGUAUUCUAUUGCCAGAGUGAGUCAAUGGCAAAGCCCAAUGUAAGGAAUGGAAAGUAGGCUCUGCCCAGAGAGGAAGGGGAAGAGAAGCAAAUAUUUGUUGGACAAUAUCCAAAUCAGCUACACGCCCCAAACACAGUACACUUAUGAACUUUAUAUGACCACACGUGCCAUAGUCACACAUAUGUGUGCACACGAUUCACAUGAACCAUACACCCGCAUACACUCUAUAUGGUUUCCAGACACUGCUGUGGGCUGCUGGGGCUCAAUCCUGCUAAGACCUUUGAGGGAGUGUGUAGAACAUGCAUCAGAUUAUCUCAUCCAAGGGCAAAGCAGCUGGGCUGCUAACCCACUAACCCCCAGUUGUCAUUGGCUGAGACUGCUUGUGAGGGUGGUGAGAUCCUGGUGCUGCAGCCUGCCCCACCAACCCCGCCUGCCCCGUGCUGGCCAGCCAAACACCAGGAGGUUGUGGUGGGAUACUAAUGGCAUCUGCUCCUCAGAAUGAAUGACAAGUCAGAAACGUCGGCAUUAUGGCAGCCCAGUACAAUCAGUGCAGCGCUCUCAAUUAACGAACUGGUUUCUUUAAGAAAGGUGAAGUACUGACAGUGAGUGGGUGCCCUCCCACCCCACCUGCUGCUGUGUCAUAGGAAGGAGUAAAACCAACAGAGAGCCCAUCGCUCCUGACUGGAUCAGUGAGAAACUGGUCUUACUCGGAUGGAUGCAUGAGUGAAUGAAUGAGCAAAUGAAUAGAUGCGUGAGUGAAUGAAUGAGCAAAUGAAUGGAUGCGUGAAUGAAUGAAUGAGCAAAUGAAUGGAUGAGAAAAUGAAUAUAUGAGCAAAUGAGUGUAUGAACUUUCUGGGUCUCUGUAUGACCUCCUGUCCAGGUGUUGCUGUGUUCUGAUUCCUUAAGUACCACUUCCUCUAGAUCAAAAAGAAUCUCAAGACUUUCUACAUUUUGUUAGGGGUCUCAAUAAAAUCACAGAGGUAGAAAACAACAUGGCAACCACUUGCUGAGCCCUUGUCUUCUGGUAGGAAUGAACUUUCAGGACAGGUGACAAUAUCUAACAUUGUCUGACCUCCUCCACAUCAGGCAUUGUUCCAGCAUUUUGCAUGUGUUAAUGCCUAACAGCCAUAGAAAGCAGACAGUACUCAGGUCCAUUCUACAGAUGAGGAAACUGAGGUCUAAGGACGCGCCCAUGGGCACAGCCUUAAGUGUCUCUGCUGGGAUGUAAUCCAGGUCAGUCUGGCCCGAGAGUACAUGGCGUUGGCACUCUUUACUGUACUUAACUGACUCUGGAAAAAUAAUUUCUUGAGUCUCUUCUGGGUGGUAUUUAUUCAUUCUCUUCCUGGGAAAUCCCUUUCAGUCAUUUGUGAACUUGUGUGCAUUCCUUAUUUUGAGUCAAAAUUUAUGGCUUCAGUCCAUGUGUUCCUCCUCUGGCUCAGUCUCCCUAGGACAUCAGGUGUUCCAUCAGUUAAUGAGGAGCCCAGAUCUGUUGCCAUAUGGGACACCUCUGGCUUCCAGCCAGAGACACUAAAUCUAAGAGUAGCUGCCCUCUAUGAUGUGCCUACACCUGUCUGCCUGAUACAAACCUCAUUUAACACAGGACCUCAUUUAAGUCCUGCAACAGACCCAGGAUAGGAGCUGCAUUCCUCCCCAUUUCACAGAUGGUGCAUCCAGCUAGAAAAGAGUGAUUCCUGGUUGGACAAUGGUAUUUAGAGGUGACAUUGAGCAUCUUUACAUAUAUUUAAGAGUGGGACCUCAAUUAGGGUGAGGUAUGAUGGGCAGAAUUUUAAGAUGGUCUCCCAAAUUUCCACCCCUAUAGCAUUUAGCCCACCCUUGAGUAUGGGUGGGACCUCUGAAUAUGGUGGAAUAUCACUGCUGUGAUAAGGUCACCAGUCAGUCAACCUUGAGUUAAUCAAAACGGAAUGUCCUGGGUGGGCCUGACUUUAUUAUGAGAGUCUUUCAAUGAAGAUGACACAGCUGAGAUAUUCCUGCUGGCAAAAAAGUAAACAGCCAUACUAUGAACUGCCUGUAGGAAAGGGGGCCUCUAGGAAGACCCUGAAGUCCCUGGAGACCUAGUUGUUCAACCGCAAGGAAUGCUUUCUGCCCAUAACUUGAAUGAGCUUAGGAGGAGCUACAGAUGAGAUGUAGCCAUGGCUGACACUGAGUUCAGCCUGGCAAGACCUGGAGCAGAGAACCUGGCAAAAAUUUGGUGGACUACUGACCCCCAGAAACUGUGAGGUAGUAAAUGUGUACUUUUAAGCCACUAAGCUCCUGGUGUUUGUUAUUCGGCAACAGAAAACAAAUUAAUCAGGCCAGGGAGUGGCCAUGGUGCACACACCGCAGGAGGCGCAUGCUCUCAGAGGGUGCGUGUGCCCCACCCACCCUGGUGGAGGCUGCGUCCCUCCGCUUCUCCAGCUCACCCUCGUCCAGUCUCUGUCUAGAUUUUUUUUUUGGUAUCAUUAAUCUACAAUUACAUAAGGAACAUUAUGUUUACUAGACU
Messenger RNA from Manis javanica (Malayan pangolin), 5658 nucleotides. It is a transcript of the gene GASK1A, whose product is annotated as golgi associated kinase 1A. Gene Ontology annotation, cellular component: Golgi apparatus. The record is from RefSeq and is a predicted model, not a curated record. NCBI's taxonomy places the organism in Eukaryota, Metazoa, Chordata, Mammalia, Pholidota, Manidae.